CGGGGUUGGCCCGUGCGGUCACCGGGUGCCUCCCGGCCCCGCCUCUCUGCCCCGGGGCGCUGGCCGCGGUGCUGAAGCCGCGCUCUCCGCGGAGGGAGGCGGGAGGGGCCGGCCGAAGGGGGCGGAGCUCUCCGGAGGUCUGAGCUGGAAACGGAGGAGGAGCAGGGCGGCGCCAGCAGGCCCGAGACCCUGGCGGGCUUGAGAGGAGGCAGGCGACCGAGAGCGCCCCGCUGGAGCGCACACAGGCACCUAGACAAGUUUCCCCUGAAGAAGCCAAGGUCGUCCUCCUCGUCCUGUGAGUCGUCUUUCCUUUACCUUGGAGAGCCCCUCACCUUGUGCCCUGACUGCAGCCUCCUGCCCGAAGCUGCUGAGGAGUGACCGCUUCAGGGCCUCCAUCUGCACUUCCAGCCCGUAGGCCCCAGCCCAGGCCCCCGCGCCCUCACCAUGGUGAAGUUGCUGCCUGCCCAGGAGGCAGCCAGGAUCUACCAUACCAACUACGUGAGGAACGCGAGGGCGAUUGGUGUGAUGUGGGGCACGCUCACCAUCUGCUUCUCCGUGCUGGUCAUGGCCCUCUUCAUCCAGCCAUACUGGAUCGGUGACAGUGUCAACACCCCCCAGGCAGGCUACUUCGGCCUUUUCUCUUACUGUGUGGGCAACGUGCUGUCCUCAGAACUCAUCUGCAAGGGCGGCCCACUGGACUUCUCCAGCAUCCCCUCUAGAGCUUUCAAGACCGCCAUGUUCUUCGUGGCCUUGGCCAUGUUCCUCAUCAUUGGCUCCAUCAUCUGCUUCAGUCUGUUUUUUGUCUGCAACACGGCCACAGUGUACAAGAUCUGCGCGUGGAUGCAGCUGGCUGCGGCCACAGGCCUGAUGAUUGGCUGCCUGGUCUACCCAGAUGGCUGGGACUCAAGUGCGGUGCGGAGCAUGUGUGGGGAGCAGGCGGGCAAGUACACGCUGGGCCAGUGCACCAUCCGCUGGGCCUUCAUGCUGGCCAUCCUGAGCAUCGGGGACGCCCUCAUCCUCUCCUUUCUGGCCUUCGUGCUGGGCUACCGGCAGGACAAACUGCUGCCUGACGACUACAAGGCCGAUGGACAAGAGGAAGUCUGAAGCAGCUGAAGGGUCGGUGAGUAAUUCCACAGGUCAUCUAUUUCCCUGACAAUGGAAAAUUAAGGAUAGAAUUCUUCCGAGAUAAAAACUCGUUCCUGUCAAACGUCCCUGCCCCUGGCUACUAGAAGCCUGAAGCCCGGAGCCUUUCAUUACAGAAUUAGAACCUGGCAGUCUCCUGAGACCAGACCUCCUACUGUCUCCAGAAAACUUUCAGGUGAUGCAGAACUGCAGUGGCCCACAUCAAAGAAACUCAGAGACAUGGGUGAUAUUCUCCUGACUGGGGACUCACGUUCUCUUCUAUCCCUUCAUACUCUCUCAAGGCCUCUCCUGUAAAACAAGAGGCGAAUGAGUCCAUGUCUGGGGCUCCCCGGGUCUGAGUGUCUGACAGCCUCAUUAACUGAGGUUGCCCUCAUUUGAAGGCACACCGGAAACGCCACUGGCUGUAUAGGGCGACAGAAGAGGUGGCUGUGAGCUGCUGGGUUGUUUCAGGUGGAGGUUUUCGGAGGCCUGUGCUUCUCCUUAACCCAUACACUCUGACAGCAUUUUGGUUUUUUAUUGAUGCUCAGAGGUGAGUAAGGCAUAGAGGCUCCCAGAACCUGAACCCAUCGGGACGUUUAAUAAAGAUUGGGUGAACAUAGGAUCUAAAUACUUAGGAGACUAAAUUGAUGAUUUUUCCCUUUGGAACCCCAAAUCCCAUUUCUUCGUGGUCCCCACACUGACCCAAUCAGAACUGGCUAUGAGCUUCAGAAGUUUAUUUGUGUCUAAGUAUAGUGACAGAUGACAUGUCUUGUAACACUUCGAAUUUGCCACAUUAAAUGGUGAAUCUUUUGCCAGCCUCCAGAGGGGAGCUCGGUUUAGGGAAAACCUCAUUGUAGCGAAUGCCAAGGCCAAUGAGAGGUUCUCUAGGCUGUUCCCUGCCUGGGGCGUAGUGUAUUAGAAUCUGGGUUUUGUCGAUUAUCUGCAGUGAAUGACCCUGGGGAAUGCCUGGGCCUCGUCCAUUUACUCAGGAAAGAGGAAGCACGGGCACUGUUCUCUCACAGGGGAGAGGGAUAAAUGCUCAACAAAGCUGUCAUGGGUCUUGUCCUCACUUGGGCAUGCAGCAGCGACACUGUGAACAGGAGGUGUCUUAUUCCUGGGCUGUAGGGUAUGAUUUUUCACCAGUGCACUCUGACAACCGGCCGUCAGUGUGGAGUUUCUUUUCCAGUUCAGAUGGGCGAGGAGUGAGAAUCCUUCCAGUACCAUCCCAGUUGUGGCUGAUGGUAGCUUUAUAAUGGAAUUUAAGAACAGUGAUAUUUGUAUUUUCUUGUGCUGACAAAAUUAUUUCAGAGUCAGGCGAGCUUGAUGAAUGACAGAAUUUGACAAGUUCUGUAGCUUAGUGAGUUUCCUAUCUACAUUUGUUCAUUUAUUUCUUAUAAUUUUACUUUUUGUAAGAGGCAUAAAAGACUUCUAAAAGCCUCUCUACCCACAAAAUAUUUAUCACUGAACUGGGACUCAUGGUGUUUCACAGAAGCUUCUGGGGGCUUAAGGCGCAUCUGCCAACAGCCCGCGUCUAGCUCUUACCAGGAAGUCAGUGCUGGGGAAGAUCUGCAAAGUCCUGUGACCCAGCGUUUCACUUUAGCCUAAUCUUCAAGGAAACUCAGAAGUCACCCUCUCCAAUAACAGUGAUUUUGGUUGACACCUUGUAACUGCUUAUCAGCUCUUUUCAAGUGGCUUUACCUGUAAAUAAAUGCUUGAAAUGCACCUCAAAUCUCAUCUUUGAAAGUAUAUAGAAAAUCAAUAAAA
Rhinolophus ferrumequinum (greater horseshoe bat) is the source of this 2886-nucleotide messenger RNA. It is a transcript of the gene LHFPL5, whose product is annotated as LHFPL tetraspan subfamily member 5. Gene Ontology annotation, cellular component: plasma membrane. Gene Ontology annotation, biological process: sensory perception of sound; detection of mechanical stimulus involved in sensory perception. The record is from RefSeq and is a predicted model, not a curated record. The coding region runs from base 445 to 1104 and encodes 219 amino acids. The transcript has 4 exons. NCBI's taxonomy places the organism in Eukaryota, Metazoa, Chordata, Mammalia, Chiroptera, Rhinolophidae.